Myotis daubentonii (Daubenton's bat) is the source of this 1529-nucleotide messenger RNA. Its product is annotated as kallikrein-7-like. The record is from RefSeq and is a predicted model, not a curated record. Gene Ontology annotation, biological process: proteolysis; positive regulation of antibacterial peptide production. Gene Ontology annotation, molecular function: serine-type endopeptidase activity. NCBI's taxonomy places the organism in Eukaryota, Metazoa, Chordata, Mammalia, Chiroptera, Vespertilionidae. Gene Ontology annotation, cellular component: secretory granule.
GGAACCUGGGUGCGGGGCGGAGGCGGGGGUGGGGGCGGCGGUGCUAUAAGAGGGCCGCCCUGCGCAGGGCUAGACAGGCUUGGCUCCCAACCUCGUCUGGAGCCCAGAUCAGAUCAGAUCCACUGGCAGCCCCAGCACAGAAGGCCCCUCCUCCGUGGCAGCCACAGAGGCUCAGACAGGACACAUGGCAGGUCCCCUGCUCCAGCCCCUGCUGCUCCUACUGCUGUCCUUUGCCCUGGGAUCUGCUAGACAAGCAGGAAAGAAUGCGGGGGACCGGAUUAUCGAUGGGGUUCCAUGUCCAAGAGGCUCCCACCCCUAUCAGGUGGCCCUGCUCAAAGGCAAUCAGCUGCACUGUGGAGGCGUCCUGGUCAAUGAGGAGUGGGUGGUCACCGCCGCCCACUGCCAGAUGAGCGACUACAACGUGUACAUGGGCAGCUUUCGGCUCAACAGCAGAAAAGGCCAGAAGAUCAAGGCCACGGAGUCCUUUGUCCACCCCCAAUACUCCACACAGACCCACGAGAAUGACAUCAUGCUGGUGAAGCUGAGUGAGUCUGCCAAGCUGACGUCGGCCGUGAGGAAAGUCAACCUGCCCACCCAGUGCGAUCCGGCCGGGACCCCGUGCACCGUUUCCGGCUGGGGCACCAUCACCAGCCCCGACGUGACCUUCCCGGCGGAGCUCAUGUGCACGAACAUCAGGCUCAUCACCCCCCAGAACUGCAAGAGGAUUUACAAGGACCUGCUGGGGAAAUCCAUGGUGUGUGCCGGCGAACCCAACUCGAAGACCAACGCCUGCAAUGGUGACUCAGGGGGACCACUGAUCUGCCAAGGCACCCUGCAAGGCCUGGUGUCCUGGGGCGCGUUCCCGUGUGGCCAACCCAACAGCCCCGGUGUUUACACCCAAGUCUGCAAGUUCACCGACUGGAUCAAUGAGACCAUAAAAAACAACAGCUAAUCUCUCCGAGCUCCCGUCUCUCCAGCUCUAUGCCUUGAAACCGGAAAUUGACAGAAACCAGGACAUCCGUGACCUGCCGUCAGAGUGGACUUGACCUUUGCUCAAAGUCAUAGUAAAACCUCAACCAUAGGAGACGUGGGUAAACCAAUGGAAAUCAAGCCAAACGCUAAGAUUUCAAAAACAAACAGCACCACCACCACCUCAGUGCUGGCAGAGAUGCCGCGAGACCAGGAGCCUCAACCACCGGAACUGUCCAUUGGUCAAAUCUAUUCGGGAGGCACUUGGGCAAGGUAGAGCGAGACACUUGCUCAUCACCUUGGGUCUGGAAAUUCUGGUAAAAUCCAAAACGUGGAGCAAGGUUUGAAUUAGUAGAACCUUUAUGCAAACAAAUAAAUAAAUCUGGGAGGAGGAUGUUAAUGAAGCUGUUCUGGAUAAUAAUCACGCAGAGUUGCUCCGUGUCGUGCAAGAAUGCGUAGGCUACCUGGCGAUAAAUGAAAACGAAAUGAAUGUAUAGGCAUGCGACCGUCACCGUGUACAUUGGAACAGUCACAGAAUAAAGAGCAUGUGCCAAACUGCC